Messenger RNA from Gymnodraco acuticeps, 7998 nucleotides. Its product is annotated as protogenin A-like. Gene Ontology annotation, cellular component: axon; plasma membrane. Bases 90 to 3299 code for a protein of 1069 amino acids. NCBI's taxonomy places the organism in Eukaryota, Metazoa, Chordata, Actinopteri, Perciformes, Bathydraconidae. The record is from RefSeq and is a predicted model, not a curated record. The transcript is spliced from 19 exons. Gene Ontology annotation, biological process: axon guidance; cell-cell adhesion. Gene Ontology annotation, molecular function: protein binding.
CUCCCUCCUCCUGCUCAGUAUCAGCGCAGCUCAUCUGCAGGACACAACUAUGAGAGAGUAGCUAGCAUGCAAAGACAAUUCAGGUAUUAAUGGCGCCUGUCAAAGGGAAAUUAUAUCAGCGGUUGCUGUUCUUGGUCGUUUUUCUUCCAAUCUCAGGUGUUUUAUGCUUUAGUGAGUUAUUUUUCAUCAAGGAGCCCCAUGAUGUCACCGCCAUGCGGAAAGAAGCUGUUAUUUUGGACUGUCAGGCGCAUGGAGAGUCACCCAUCGACGUCAGAUGGCUCAAAAACGGAGUAAAAGUGUUGGAGAACGACCGGGUGUACCGGCUCUCCAAUGGCUCCCUUUUUAUUUCGGAGGUGGAGAGCAGGAGAGGAGACAAAUCAGAUGAAGGGCUCUAUCAGUGCCUUGCUCAGAACAAAUAUGGCGCAAUCCUGAGCCAGAAAGCCCGUCUAACAAUCGCAAGUAUCUCAGCUUUUACAAUCCAGCCGACGUCCAUCGCGGUGACUGAAGGCUCAGUCGCCAGGUUUGCCUGCAAAAUCAGUGCCCACCCUCCUUGCAUCAUCACUUGGGAGUUCAAUCGGGUCUCGUUACCCCUUGCCACAGAGCGAAUCACCGUCCUACCCAGUGGUGUGCUUCAGAUCCACGGGGUGCAGCGGAAAGAUGCUGGAAACUAUCGGUGUAUCACCACCAACAUCGCCAGCCGCCGCCGAAGCAUAGAGGCCUCCCUCACUGUCACCCCAGCCCCCAGGCCCCCGCUUCCCCAGAGGCCGCGCAUUAUCGUCGGGCCACAGAACAUUUCAGUGUCGCUGCACCAGAAUGCCAUCCUGGAGUGCAUGGCCACAGGCAAUCCCCGACCCAUCCUCUCCUGGAGCCGAGCGGACAGCAAGUCUAUUGACGUUUACAGCACCAAAGUGUUGGGAAAUGGCAACCUCAUCAUCACCGACAUCAAGCCCCAGCAUGGAGGCGUCUAUAUGUGCAGAGCCACCACUCCUGGCACGCGAAACUUCACAGUCUCUUCAGCCAACAUCACCGUGUUAGCACCCCCUUCCUUGGUUGAGUGGCCAGAGAGCCUGACCCGUCCACGAGCCGGCACCGCCCGCUUCGUGUGUCAAGCUGAAGGAGUUCCAACGCCUCAAAUCACUUGGUUCAAGAACGGAGAGAAAGUUCACUCUAAUGGUCGAUUCAAGAUGUACAACAGCAAACUGGUCAUCAACCAGAUCAUCCCUGAGGACGAUGCCAUCUAUCAGUGCCAGGCAGAGAACGAGCAGGGGUCGGUCCUCUCCAUGGCCAGGCUCAUCGUGGUGAUGUCUGAAGAUCGGCCCAGUGCUCCCAGGAAUAUCCGAGCUGACACCGUGUCGAGCUCCGCGAUCCUUCUGGCGUGGGACAGGCCUCAGUUCAACGCAGAUAAAGUUAUUGCUUACUCAGUGCACUACAUGAAGGCUGAAGGACUAAACAACGAGGAAUAUCAAGUUGUGAUUGGAAACGAUACAACUCGCUACAUUAUUGAUGACCUGGAGCCGGCUCGCAACUACACUUUCUACGUGGUGGCCUACAUGCCCAUGGGAGCCAGCCGCAUGUCGGACAACGUGUUCCAGCACACACUCGAGGACGUUCCCCUCCGUGCUCCUGAGCUCAGCCUCACCAGCCGCAGUCCCAUGGACAUCCAGGUGUCUUGGCAGCCGCUUCCAGACAAGCUGAGUCGUGGCCGAGUCUCCGCCUACCGUUUGUCCUACCGCACCAGUGCUGAGAGCACUGUGUCACAGCUGGAGCUACCUGGAGAGAAAACGCAGCACCUCCUGGAGAACCUGCAGCCCGACACCAUCUACCUGCUGCGAAUCGUUGCUGCCACCAGCAUCGGGUGGGGGGAGCAGUCCGCCUGGACGUCUCACCGCACUCCGAAGCUAUCGAGUGCUCGAGUUCCCAUGGCUCCUGAGCUGCAUUUAGAGCCUUUAAACUGCACCACUAUCUUGGCGCGCUGGCAGCUGUCUCCCAGGAACUCAGCUAGUGUUCAAGGCUAUAGGCUCUUCUACCACGAGGAGAGCCAGUCAGAGAGGGCGCCGCUUCAGCUUCGCGCCUUGGAUAAUACUUACACCAUCGGAGGCCUUGACCCAAGGAAGAAGUACCAUGUGAAGCUUCUGGCUUAUAAUUUUGUCGGAGAAGGCUACCAGGCUGACCAAACUGUCAGCACCACUGGAUGUGUCUCUGUCAGAGAUCGCCUGGUGCCUCCUCCACCUCCUCCACACAACGUCUACAUCAAGAGCAACAGCUCCAGCUCGGUGUUUCUGCGCUGGAGUCGACCAGCCUUCACCUCCAGCCAAACCAUCAACUACACCGUGCGCUGCAACCCAGUAGGCCUGCAGAACGCCUCGCUGGUGCUCUACCUGCAGACGAAUGAGCAGAACCUCCUAGUGAGAAAUCUGGAGCCCAACACCAAGUAUGAAUUUGCCAUCCGCCUCCACAUUGACCAGCUGUCCAGCCCCUGGAGCCCUGUGGUCUAUCACAGCACUUUACCUGAUGCUCCAACUCUGCCUCCUUCCAACGUGAAAGUGACUCUGAUAGAAGAGGACACGGCGCUGGUUUCAUGGAAAAACCCAGAUGAACCUAAUGUAGCUGUGACACAUUACACCAUCCUGUACGCCUCCAGAAACGCCUGGUUAGCUGGGGAAUGGCAAGUGCUGCAGAGAGAAGGAACCAUCACCAUGGCCCUGCUGGAGAAAUUGAAGCCUGGUCAGAUUUACUUUGUGAAAGUUUCUGCCUCCAACAACAUGGGCGAUGGUCCGUUCUCUCUGACUGUGGAGCUGAAGGUCCUGGCAGAUCUGUCCUCAGGUCACGAUCCCCGGCUCUCUCGUGGCAACACACACUCCACAGCCUUUUCUGAUGGUUUCUACCACCUGGACCAAAAGUCAAUGACAGGAAUCACUGUGGGAGUCUGCAUCGCUCUCAUCUGCAUCAUUAUCUGUGCCUUCAUCAUCGUCUGCAGAGGCAAAAACAGGAAAUUCUCAGCAUUUAAAGCGUACAGAGAAGGAGCGGGCACAUCUGGCACAUCUGCCGCAGCUGCAGGACAGCUGGGCUCUGAGGGACAAACAGAGAGCGCUGAUGUCAGCGUGCCGAUGCUGAGUCCAAACCACUUCAUCGAUGCCAAGGGUGGAACAAAUCUCAUUAUCAAUUCUCUCGGCCCUGUUCAGCCAAGCACUGAGAAGAAAGAGAAAUGGUUUUCCUUCAGCAGUAAUGCGAAAAAGGACAGUAAAGCACUGCAGAUUGUGAGACCCCGCCUCCUACCAGCCCGGCUCCACCCGUGCUGACCUAUGAAGAGGAGCUGAACCUGUCUCCAGAUCAGCCCGACGCCAUGCAGGCAAUGCGCUGGUCGCCCGGGGACUCAGAGGGCUCCUCCAGCAGCGAGGGCAGCCACGCAACCGGCGACUCGGGCCGUUACUCUCAUGACGAGACGGAGAUGACCAAUCUCUCGUCUGGGGCUAGCAGCAGCCGCCCGUCUCUGUCCGUGGAGGACAGCGGAGGCUCGGACUGCAGCGGAGGCCUCGGACUUGCAGCGGAGGCUCGGACAGCAGCGGAGGCUCCGACUGCAGCGUAAAAGAGUCAGGCGAUGUGGUGGAGGAAAGUCUGUCUGACCUGAAGUUAAUGGAGUCUGUCGACAAUGGCUGCUGUCACCAUGAAGCAAAGAACAGCUCUCAGGAUGCACUUUCUCUCCAGGUGCCUGAGUGUGUGUGAGUGUGAGAAUGUGUGCGAGAAUGUGUGAGGGUGUGAAGGCAGUCGUACACUUGCAAAAAGUCAAACUGCAGUGAAGUACAAAAACUACUGAGCAGAGCACAUCCUAGAGAGUUAGAGGAAACGAUCAACACCACUCCACAGUCCCGCCUCAAAACCCACCUCUUGAACUCUGUCCAUAAGCCCCCCCCCCCCCCUCUCAACUAACUUCCUCCUGACUGCUUUUCUGUUUUGUUUUGUUUCUUUUGGUUUGGUUUGUUUUUGUUUUGUUUGUCUACCCUCCCUCCCAAAUGCGUCUUUGGGUCAAGAAAGCGCUAUAGAAAUAAAAUGUAUUAUUAUUAUUACUCCUGACAAGCUUAGUUUAGCACAAGGAUUAGAAGCGGGAUUCAGGGUCUCUGGCUCUGUGUAAAAAGAACAAAAUCCACCUACCAACACCUUUAAUAUCCCAAAUGAACACUUAGUUGUGAAGUGUGGAAACAUCAAGCUAUGGUUUUAUAGGAGGUCUUGUGUUUAGCUAUGGUUGAGACCAGCUUUCUGGAGUCUACCCAUCGGGAAGCCUUCGUAAAGCGACAAUUUGUAGUUUUUCACUUCAGUUUUUGCAGAGAAAUUGUUUAGCUUUAGAGGUGGAUUUUGUUACCUAUGGACACAUCCAGGCUAGCUGUAUACCCCUGUUUACAGUCUUUGUGCUAAGUUAAGUGAAUUGGCUGCAGGCUGAUGACAAACUAAUACUUGUAACUAUCCUUCAGUUAUUCUUUGCAGUUAUUCUCUAUUGCAAGUGUACCGCAGGCCUGAAUGUAAGUGAGAGAGAGAUGUGUAAAAAAACAAGGAGAGAAACCUUUUUUUUACAUUCAUCCUCUGUAGGUCCAACACAGUGAAAGCCGACAAAUGCCUUUUCCAGUAUAAAAUGUUGGCAGGGAUGGGUCACAUGAUUUAUUUUACUUUCAAUGAAUGCCUUUUUUUAUUUUCUCUUUGUUGUGUGUGUGUUUUUUUAUUUUAUUUCACCCACCAUGAAUGUUUAAAAAGAUUGUAAAAUGUGGCACAACGUGACAUUUCUGACAUUAUUUAAGAGAGUUUAUCACUGGAGCGAAGGAAAGCGUGAAUCCUUUUCACUGAUUAUCUACCUCGGUUUACCUCCGUGUAAACUUCCACUGUAUAUUUAAUAACUACUUAUACCAACGUUAUGUGAUGUGCUGCUUCGGUUACAUUGCAUUUGAUACUUCCUGAUGACUUUCCUCCUGAUUGUCAUCCCACUUUAGUUUUUUCAAUUGAUUUUGUCCGGAUUUUGCUGGAUGGUGAGGGCAGCUCUCUCCUCUCGCUCCACCUGUGUGGCCUGAAUGAUAGAAACACACACAGUUUGUUAUUUAUCCCCUCAGGUGUUGCUGAGGCACUGAGCCAGUAUUAAUAGUUUGUAUUUUGUCCAUUAUUGAGUAAUGGUAUGAAAAGACAAUGAAUGUCUCCUUUUUGUUUCCUUUGUGCAGCUGCCCUCACUAUUCUUGUUUUAUACUACCUCGAUUACGAAUGUAUUUUAUUGUCUUAUUGUUUUCCUAAACUCAGGGAACAAAGUUUAGUACAUUUGAAAAGUCAUGUAGUGUUACAGGCUUAACUGACAGGGUAUCUUCUCAGUACUAAACCGUUUGAGUGUGUAUUUGCCUAAUAGAAAAUGCUAUGAAUGUAUCCCCCAGACAUUGUGCGCUAGUAGCUCAAUGUUAAAAGCCCCUAUGUAGUUUCUCCUCAGGUCCUAUAACGUCUGUUUGUUUUGUUUUUACAACAGACUCUUUAGUUUAUUGACUUCUUCCUUUUAAUUAGUGUAAAGAUUCACACCAGAAGUGCUUGCAGUGGCGUGUCGGUUCAGAAAAGCUUUAUAAUUGGCCUUAAUGUGGGAAAGCCUCCCUCAGAAGUGGAAACCAAAUCUUUCUGAGGGAUAAGCUCCACGUGAGGAUGCAACACGUGAAGAAUGAUUGUAGUAAAAGCAGUGUUUAAUCAGAGAUGAAAGUGAAGAAUUGAAUGAACACCAUAAAACUAUAUUUUUAUUAGAAGAUAAUGUUCCACGGAGUUCACAUUGUAGAAUUUUCCAAGUAGUCUUUUUGUUUUGUUGUAGAGUAGAUAAAGAUUAGCACUUGUCUGCCAAGUAGUUUUGUAUUAUCGUCCAAUGUGCAGCGGUGAGUGUGACGCUAGAACCCAAAGAGUUGUUUGCUACCUGUGUUUAUUUUAGUCUCUCAACUCAUCUCUGGCAGAAGGUUACUGAGGAAUGUGAAAUAAUCGAAACACGUUAGACCAAAGAUGAGACGCGGCCACUGAGAUCAGUUUUGAGUUCCUCAAACAAAGCCUUGCACAUUAGUGGCCUUGAUCCGCGACAAAAAGAGUGAAGAGAGUCGCGGGUUAAAACUCCAAGGAAGUGCCUGCAGGACACUCAGACACUGGAGUGACAAUUAUUAAUCAUUUUGCGCACAAACCAAAUUAUCCUGCCGCAGUGUUCCUCCAAAACUGUUGCAAACAGAUGUCUGUACAUUGUAGGGGCGAAAUUAUUAAAUACAAUAUAUUAUAUUGAGUAGUGUCUGUGUUGCAACGGUGCAGUUUUGUGUAAAUGUGCACCCACUGAUUGAAAGAUUUUUUUUUUUUAAAUGUUGUAUUUAGAAGAUUUCCUCACAUAGGACAUACAUAAAGUCAUUUAUCUCAACCCAAAAUAUAUGUGAGGUAUUUAAAUGUUUGCCUUUUGAGUUAAUACUAAAGAUACUUUGAUCAUCUUUAAAGAUAUCUUAGUUUAAAUCAUAACUGACAAGUCAGUGGGUGCAGCUUUGUUUUUACAUUCUGUAUUUUAAUCAGAGAGAUUCUGCGGAGGAUUCAAUCAUGGGAAAUGUACGGGAUGAAGAGUGACACAAUCAGUUUACUUUUCUUUUGGAAAAGCAAACAAUAUAAACCAAAGAUUGUUUUUAAAGGUCACCGUUGCAUAUUGGCAUAUUGAGAAAGAUCUGUUUAAGCAUCCUAUCUUUGUGUGAAAGUUGUCAUUUUCAGUGUCCUUGUGCUCAUUUAAUAACAGAAAAAUGUGUUCUACUUGGGGAUUUCAGGAUGAAAACGUUUCCAUUAUUCAUCUUUUAUUUCCAAAAAUUAAGUUAUCCUCUUUUUUUUAACACUUUUUAUUAUUCAAAGUUAAAGAAGAAUACACAUUUCCCUUUGUAAUUGAACCAUACUGUAUUCAUAUGUCCUGUGUUAUUAGAGCUUUAAGAGCUCAAUCCAGAAUCUGAAACCAGUCCUCAUGCUUAUAACUCUCAACCCAAAAUGUUCAAGAGAUGUUGUGGAGCUCUGAUAAGAUACUGAACUGCUUCACAAAGACACUGUUUAUGUCUUUAACUUGGGAUACUCACACACACACACACACACACACACACACACACACACACACACACACACACACACACACACACACCUGGAUGCAGAUUCUAAAUUGGGCUCUUCGUAGUUCAAACAGGUACAGAAGUGUUACCUCAGGUUUUUAUUUUUCAAAUUCUUGUGAUAAGUGCAAAUGCAAUUUACUUGGGUCAUUAAUAUGUGUAAGAUAAAAGAUGCAAUGUGUGAGAUAUGGCAAGAAUUUGAGUUUAAAACAGUUGAAAAAUGAACAUAUACAGAAUGUAAAGAUAAUUUAGUGUUGACGUCAUGUCAAAGACUCCCGUCAUGUUGCAGAAAUGUACUUUCUCUCUGCUCCGUCCUGUCUUGUAUUACCACUUGUCCCUCUGGCGAUUGUGAGUCACUGUAGCGUCCAGUCUAGCAUCAGUCCAACAUGUGAAGACGUAGUUCAGAAGACGUGGGUCUAUGGCCAGCUUUUACACAUUGCAUCUUUAAGAUCGUCCCACAAAUGACCUGAGAUGUUGGUCUGUUCAUCGCAUGAAUGUUGUUAUGUUGGAGUUAUGUUCCUGUCCGAAUGUGUGAAUUCAAAGGGAUAAAACACACUCUUGUUUUUCCUUUUAGCAGUAAUAUUGUUUAAAUAAUGUGAGGUAGAGCGCUGCGGGUCAUUUACAGUCAAAACUCAGGGGAACCUGCAGCUGCUCCGCCUCAAAGAGAAAACUGGUUUUCAAGUCUUGAAAAUGGAAUGUACCUUUUUGUAAUGAUUAUGUUUCAUGAUAUUUUAUGUUAAUGUUUUGUUUUAUUUGUCAGAUCAUCUUUGUCAGCAAAACCACUUGCAAGUUGGUUUUUGCCAAAAUAUGUUAAGUUAGGAGAUUUAAGACAGCUGGUAAUUAUGUAUAAGUCUGAUUCUCAAUUUAAAUAAAAGUAUAAAAAAUGUCA